AUGGACCCAGAGUUCAACAACAGAAUUGACCUUUUAAAGCUACGUCGAAUCGAGCAGUUGAACGAGCGACUCAAACAACAACUCAAAAAAGAGCGAAUUCCCGCAUCAAGAGCCGCAGCGCUCAUAAUAGAGAACAUGGAGGAUACCAGCGACCCCUUGAUCCCACAUAUCUGGAAGCAUCAAGCAGACAAUAAUAAGUUCAAGGGUUAUCAGACAGCAACAAGCGGAAAGCAAAGCUCUGGUGGAGCACUGUGCUGCACCAUCGUUUAA
Messenger RNA from Candidozyma auris, 270 nucleotides. RefSeq names its product Ste18p (gene STE18). NCBI's taxonomy places the organism in Eukaryota, Fungi, Ascomycota, Pichiomycetes, Serinales, Metschnikowiaceae. The record is from RefSeq and is a predicted model, not a curated record. Gene Ontology annotation, biological process: G protein-coupled receptor signaling pathway. Gene Ontology annotation, molecular function: G-protein beta-subunit binding. Gene Ontology annotation, cellular component: heterotrimeric G-protein complex. The coding region runs from base 1 to 270 and encodes 89 amino acids. The transcript has a single exon.